UUUUAGGCAAAAAUGGAGCACCCCUGCCCUUGUAUGUUGAUGUAGUUGGCUGUGAGAAAACUCCCUGCAAUAUGGUCAAAGGAACUACAGCAACUAUAAAUAUUGCUUUUGUUGGAGAUAACAGCAAAAGUUUGUAUGCUCAAACUCUAAUCGCAAUGCACGGAGGUUCAAUACUUGUGCCGUUAAAUGAAAAUGUGGCAAAUGUAUGUGACAACCUUUUCCUUGGUAAAACUUGUCCCAUUGCUCAAAAUGAAAUGGCUGUAUAUGUUAUGAAAUUAGAUAUUGAAGCAUAUUUCCCAGAGAUAUCACCAUCGAUGCAAAUAUCAUUGGUCAAUGAAGAGAGAGAAAAAAUUGCAUGCUUUACCUUGGAUAUGAAUAUAGUGGCCAACAAUUCUCUGUAG
Molecule: messenger RNA, 401 nt
Organism: Musca domestica (house fly)
Lineage: Eukaryota; Metazoa; Arthropoda; Insecta; Diptera; Muscidae
Exons: 2
Coding region: 72-401 (109 amino acids)
Source: RefSeq, a predicted model, not a curated record